CCAUCGUCAACCCACCAAGUUCCUAGCCAAGAUGACGAAGGGAACAUCCAGCUUCGGCAAGCGCCACAACAAGACGCACACUCUGUGCAGACGCUGCGGCCGUCGAUCUCUCCACAUCCAAAAGCACACCUGCUCCUCCUGCGGAUACCCAGCGGCCAAGACCCGAAAGUUCAACUGGGGCGAGAAGGCCAAGAGGAGGAAGACCACUGGCUCCGGCCGCAUGCGCCAUCUCAAGACCAUCCCUCGACGACAAGCCAAUGGCUUCCGAACUGGCGCGCCCCCUGGAGCUCGCGGCCCGACAGCUACCACCUCGUAGAUGUGCGGAAUGAAAGAAGGAUUGGUGAUGGCGUAGGGAAAGGAAUGAUGAUGUCGGACUGGCGAUGAGGGACCGGGGCAGCAUCGUGUCUGCGUGGUAUUGGCUCGAGCGAUUUCUCCACAGUGUAUCCAAAACAAUCCAACUCGGACUGGUCUGGGGAGGCACCGGGUCUUUUUCCGUUAUGAUGAAAUCCAUAGGGUGCAAUGAGAUUUUGACCUGGCAUCUG
Molecule: messenger RNA, 542 nt
Organism: Mytilinidion resinicola
Lineage: Eukaryota; Fungi; Ascomycota; Dothideomycetes; Mytilinidiales; Mytilinidiaceae
Product: 60S ribosomal protein L37
Exons: 5
Coding region: 32-316 (94 amino acids)
Biological process (GO): translation
Cellular component (GO): ribosome; cytosolic large ribosomal subunit
Molecular function (GO): RNA binding; structural constituent of ribosome
Source: RefSeq, a predicted model, not a curated record